This is a messenger RNA of Nicrophorus vespilloides, 817 nucleotides long. RefSeq names its product 15-hydroxyprostaglandin dehydrogenase [NAD(+)]-like. Gene Ontology annotation, molecular function: oxidoreductase activity, acting on the CH-OH group of donors, NAD or NADP as acceptor. Gene Ontology annotation, cellular component: cytoplasm. The transcript has 5 exons. Bases 1 to 780 code for a protein of 259 amino acids. The record is from RefSeq and is a predicted model, not a curated record. Lineage: Eukaryota; Metazoa; Arthropoda; Insecta; Coleoptera; Silphidae.
AUGUUUGACGUAGAAGGUACAGUCUCGAUUGUUACAGGUGCGCUUGGCGGGAUUGGAAGAGAACUCGUCAGGUCGUUGCUCUCGAACAAAGCCAAAGGAGUUGCAUUGUUAGAUCUUAAUGAUGCUCAGGCUGCGGAAUUUCAGGCUUCCUUGGAAAAAGAAUUCGGUGCUAACAAGACGCUCUUCUUGAAGGUAGAUGUAACAGAUUUAGAAAAUGUCAAAGGUGCAUUUAAAAAGUGUGUGGACCAUUUUGGAAAUCUAGAUAUUGUAGUGAACAACGCAGGAAUUAUUGGAAAUAUCGAGAUGGUCAUCAAAAUAAAUCUGCUGGCGUUAAUUCAAAUAUCAAAUUUGGCUUUCUUCGAUUAUCUUCCGAAAUAUAGGAAGGGCAACGAGGGUGUCAUAAUUAAUAUAGGUUCGGUUGGUGGUUUAUAUCCAUUCCAUAUACUCCCCGAUUAUUGUGCAUCCAAACACGGAGUGGUAGCAUACACUCAGGCUUUGGGAUCGAAUGUUCAUUACCAGAAUACGCAAGUAAAGGUCAUGGGUCUCUGUCCAGGUGGAACGGAUACCGAAAUUUUUAAAGGUGUGCCAGAAUACUACCAACAGUUUAUGAAGGAUACAGAUCACGCCAUUCAACAAACUGAAAUCGUUGGCGACGCUUUGAUCAAGGUUUUGAAAGAGGGAAGCAAUGGUUCUAUUUGGAUUAGCAAGAACAGUGAACCUGCCUUCGAGUUUGACUACAAAUCAGAAACAUUGCCGAUUUUGUUGAAACAUGUCUCUUAAUAAAAUAUACGGACAGAAAGAAAUUUAAUUAAAUAAU